Molecule: messenger RNA, 3413 nt
Organism: Xiphias gladius (swordfish)
Lineage: Eukaryota; Metazoa; Chordata; Actinopteri; Istiophoriformes; Xiphiidae
Gene: fgfr1b
Product: fibroblast growth factor receptor 1b
Exons: 17
Coding region: 444-2570 (708 amino acids)
Biological process (GO): positive regulation of cell population proliferation; fibroblast growth factor receptor signaling pathway; multicellular organism development
Cellular component (GO): membrane; signaling receptor complex
Molecular function (GO): ATP binding; fibroblast growth factor binding; fibroblast growth factor receptor activity
Source: RefSeq, a predicted model, not a curated record
UCGGUGGCAGCGGGGCAUUAAUCGAGUGGGUGGGUGAAGCGGUGAGUGGGAGGAAACUCCCCCUGUGGGCGUUUCUUCUCCCCCCGCAGUCCGUAUUCCGACCGUAGCGGCGAUGAGCUGCGCGUUUUCCACGUUUUCCCUCCAGGGGCGAAGGGCUCGUUCGGAGUGAAACCGCCGGGGCCCGGGAUCCGCUCCCGCAGACGCGUCCGUGCGAGUCACCUGAAGCUUCGGCGCGAGAGCCGUUAGGCGUCAGGUGGAGAGACGAGCCUGCUCACGUAAAAGGAAAAAAGUUGUAUCCUGUCCCGGGACGGCACCGCAGCCACAGCCGGACCAGGGGACCCGUGCUGGCUCGACGUCGACCCCGCGUCCUCGGACCUACUUUAGCGGCCGACACAGUGUGCUCCCAGUCUGGAAGUCCAAGUAAGUUGAUGUAUUAGGACACGAUGUCGUCCCCCCGCUGCUUCCUGCUGCUGCUCUCCUGGAUCCUGCUGGUUCUGCUGGUCCCGUUUCCUCAGGCUCAGUCCAGACCGGCCACAGAGGACACAGACACAGCUGCCGCAGUAAAAUCCUCUGAAGAUGAAGAAGACGAUGAGUCAUCCUCAGAGGAAAACAAACUCUCCAAUGAAUUUUCAACAAGCAACGAAAAGCUCCAACCGCUGGCGCCUCAGUGGGUAAUUCCAGAGAAGAUGGAGAAGCAGCUCCACGCCGUUCCAGCCAGUAGGACUGUGAAGUUUCGAUGCCAAGCCACUGGAAACCCCCUUCCCUCUCUGCGCUGGUACAAGAACGGGAAGGAGUUCAGGAAAGACCAAAGAAUCGGAGGGUUCAAGAUCAGAGACCACAUGUGGACUCUCAUAAUGGAGUCAGUGGUUCCAUCUGAUAAAGGGAACUACACCUGUGUGGUGGAGAAUGAAUAUGGGAGCCUCAAACACACCUACCUGCUGGAUGUAGUUGAGCGUUCUCCUCACAGACCGAUCCUGCAGGCCGGUCUGCCGGCAAACCAAACCGCUGUAGUUGGUAGCGACGUGGAGUUUGUGUGUCGAGUGUUCAGCGACCCGCAGCCUCUCAUCCAGUGGCUCAAACACAUCGUUGUCAACGGCAGCAGAGUGGGACCGAACGGACACCCCUAUGUCCUCGUUCUCAAGACUGCAGGUUUGAACACAACAGAUAAAGAAAUGGAGGUUUUGGCUCUGAGGAACGUCACUCUGGAUGACGCCGGAGAGUACACCUGCCUAGCGGCAAACUCCAUCGGAGCCUCCUACCACACUGCAUGGCUCACUGUUGUGGACGACCUGCCCCCCUCCCCACUGCCCUCCCAGACCUACUUGGAGAUCUUCAUCUACUGCCUUGGGUUUUUCAUCAUCAUCAUCCUCACUGCCACAGCUGUCAUCUGCAGACUCUGCUGUGCCCCGAAGAAGAGCGACUUCAGCAGCCAGUUAACCGUCCAGAAAUUAGCCAAGAGCAUUCCUCUGAGGAGACAGGUGUCAGUUGAGUCCUCGUCCUCCCUGCAGUCAGGGAUGUGUUUGAUGCGUAAGUCUCGUCUCUCCAGUGCAGCCACCACCAUCCUGGCAGGAGUGUCAGAGUACGAGCUUCCCUACGAUCCCGCCUGGGAGCUGCCUCGGGAUCGGCUGACACUGGGGAAGCCCCUGGGAGAAGGCUGUUUUGGUCAGGUGGUGCUGGCUGAGGCUGUGGGCAUCGACAGAAAUAAACCAACCCGCCUCUCCAAAGUGGCUGUGAAGAUGCUCAAAGCCGACGCCACAGAGAAGGACCUGUCGGACCUGAUCUCUGAAAUGGAAAUGAUGAAGAUGAUCGGUAAACACAAGAACAUCAUCAACCUGCUGGGAGCCUGCACGCAGGACGGCCCGCUGUACGUGGUGGUGGAGUACGCCUCACAGGGGAAUCUGAGGGAGUACCUCCGCGCCCGGCGACCGGUCGGGCUGGAGUACUGGAGCGGCUCGAGGCAGGCUUCGCUGGGCACUUUAGAGAUCAGGGAGCUGGUGUCUGCCGCGUACCAGGUGGCCAGAGGAAUGGCGUACCUCGCUUCAAAGAAGUGUAUCCACAGGGACCUGGCGGCCAGAAAUGUGCUGGUCACAGAAGAUAACGUGAUGAAGAUAGCGGACUUCGGUCUGGCGCGAGACAUCCACCACAUCGACUACUACAAGAAGACCACUAAUGGUCGUCUGCCGGUGAAGUGGAUGGCACCGGAGGCCUUGUUUGACCGCAUCUAUACACACCAGAGCGACGUGUGGUCGUUCGGAGUCUUGUUGUGGGAAAUUUUCACCCUCGGGGGGUCUCCUUACCCUGGCGUCCCUGUGGAGGAGCUCUUCAAGCUGCUGAAGGAGGGACACCGGAUGGAAAAACCCUCCGCAUGCACUCAGGAGCUGUACCUGAUGAUGAGAGACUGCUGGCAUGCUGUCCCAUCCCGCAGACCCACUUUCCCACAGCUGGUGGAAGACUUAGACCGCACACUUUCUCUCAUGGCAAACCAGGAGUACCUGGACCUCGCCGUUCCUCUGGUCCAGUACGCUCUGGUCGGCUCCUUUGCUUCGGCUCAUUCCCGUAGCUCCACAUAAGCGUCCCGGGACCAUUUCCCUUCCUGCUUCACCUUUAUCCCGUUUCCUGUGCUGUGCGGGGGGGCGGCGGCGGCGGCGGCGGCAGAAGUCCCAGAAGAAGCCGGGCAGAGGAGCUCAGAAGAGCUGCUUCACCGUCGUCUAUCACGGCAGCCUGAUGUGAAGAACAGCUGGACCGAGCUGGACCGUGUGACUCCCCAGCAAGGCCUCAGGAAGCAGCUCACACACUGCGACACACACCAUCUCAUUCAUACACGGUGAACAGGCCGAGUUCACCCACUGAUAGAGGACUGUGAGAGCUGGGUUUUGUUCCCGUACUGCCCAUUGCAACAGUGCUUCGGUUAUGUUGGUAAUAAUAAUGUUCUCAUUGUGAAUAUUGUAAAUAAUAGUUUGUGUUAUAUGGAAGACCAAACUGGAUUUAUUAGAGAAAUGGGACAUGAAAGAGAUAAUAAAGGGAGAAACAGAUAUCAGAAACGAAGUGAAUGAAUAAAAUACACAAAAUUCAGAAACAGAUCUAUAAAUAUUCAAGAAGGAUAAAUUUGUUCACGUUACCGUUGAAUUCGGAUUGAUUUCUCCAUCAGCCAUAAUCCCUCCAGGAAUAAAUGACUUCUGAUUUAUAGACUUGAUUUCUCGUGCAUUUUAUUCAUUCCUCUAUUUUCAUGCAUUUUUCUCGCAUCAGGCUUGGUCCUCCACAUUAACGUCACGUUGCCAAAGAUGAUGCCAGUGCUACAGUUCGACGUUGCACUUAACCCUCCAGCCGAUCACAGCCGGCAGUUACAGAACAUGCCUCUAGUUGAAUGUGUAUGAUAACUGAUUAACGGUAUUAAAAUCCUUUUGAAUUUUUAA